AUGCAACCUCAUUGUCGUCUUCUUCGGCCAGUGAUCCUCGGCCUCGUCCACCGCCAGCGCCGUCACUUGAGUCGAGUCAGCCUCGUCUUCCUCGACUUCGUUCACGCCAGAUUUCCAGCCUCCUCGAGCCCGACGCGUGUCUGGUGGACGCUGAAUGUCGCCAACGCUGGACUAAAUGCUGUCGACAACAAUGCACCCCCGCCGUCUUUCCAGCCGGUGAGUAAAGGAGGUGCACCGACCAAAAAGGCUGCCUGGUCGUCUAUUUUAUCUUGA
Protopolystoma xenopodis is the source of this 273-nucleotide messenger RNA. Lineage: Eukaryota; Metazoa; Platyhelminthes; Monogenea; Polystomatidea; Polystomatidae. The record is from the annotation of a GenBank genome assembly.